Molecule: messenger RNA, 832 nt
Organism: Phalaenopsis equestris
Lineage: Eukaryota; Viridiplantae; Streptophyta; Magnoliopsida; Asparagales; Orchidaceae
Exons: 3
Coding region: 114-599 (161 amino acids)
Source: RefSeq, a predicted model, not a curated record
AAAGAGACCCCGAAUAACUCCACUCUUCUUCUGCUUGUUCUCUCCUCUUUCAGCUCAUCUUUCCAAGUCAACCUCCGCUCCUCUCUAGAGAGAGAAACUGGGUUGUUAAAGCUAUGGCAAACGGCUGUGCGUUGCUACAGAAUAGCUUUCCCGCUGGCGACCGUCAGGUCAUCUGUCCGAGACCUCGAAGGCUUUUUGCCGCCGCCGCCGCCGCCCGCCCUGUCCGCUGGAGCGCCGUUUUUCCCUCGGAAGCAUCGGAUCCGAAACCCGCUAACGACGCCAUAGAUUUCCUUUUCACAAAGCAAACGGAUCCUACGCCACCCUUUUUUUGUGGCUCGCCGCCGUCCAGAUCCGUUAACCCUGUUGUCCACGACGCCCGUUUUGGCGAAGCGGUUCCGGCCGGCCCUGUUCCUCUUGCUCCGGCGUUGAUCGGAACCGGAUCCGGAUCCGGAUCUGGAUCGGGUUCCUCGUCGGCUUCCUCGCGGAGUGGGUGUACCCGAGUCCGAUAUGGUCUCAUGGCCGCCGCCGUCCGCGUUGAGGGUUUUGAUUGCCUUGACCGUGAAAGCAGCCGAAGCCGCGGUAUCCCGGCCUUUGCAUAGGUGCUCCCGCAUGGUGGUAACAUGCGGUUGCUUUAAAAAAAUUUUAAAACAGUGCUUCUUUGAAGGGUAAGAGAGCACAAGCGAAAAUUAACAUAAUUUGGUGAGCCAAAGAUAAAAUUUGAGAUUAAUUAUAUAUUUACUUGUAAAUCUCAGAAGUUUUAAAACAUCUUUGAGAGAAUUUUGUGUAUGUAAAUAUUAUGAUGAAAGGAAGGUGAGAUUUUAAGAGAAUUUCA